Messenger RNA from Pocillopora damicornis (cauliflower coral), 2447 nucleotides. Its product is annotated as NHL repeat-containing protein 2. The record is from RefSeq and is a predicted model, not a curated record. NCBI's taxonomy places the organism in Eukaryota, Metazoa, Cnidaria, Anthozoa, Scleractinia, Pocilloporidae.
UCACAUCUGUUGCUCAAACAAGACAAAAAAAAUUCACACAACUCAAUAGCCAAGCCGGGUUGCUCAUUAUUUCUAAAGUUCUGAUCUUUCGUGAGCGAUGUCUGAAUUAUUCGGUAAGCAACGCUUAGACUGAUUUUGUUAUUACGCAGUUCCCUCAGGUUAUUAUUGUUAACAACCUUUGCUUAAGAAAUAUUAGCUCUCUAACCUGGAAACCAUGGAGUCGGUACGGUAGUAUUUGCUGAGACUCCUUCAAAGAGAUGAUGAUAACAAAACGUGGUUCAAGGCAUAACACGAUUACUACACGAGAUCAUAUAUUUUAUUCUUUCAGACGCUGGGUUUUGAGUCAUAGUUGAAUCGACUUGAUAUCGACUUACGUUAGAGGUGCCAGUUUAUGUCACGCAACGGCAUAAUGUAAUACAGUGCUCUAUAGCAACUAAACUGGAUUUACUCGUCGGGCCCAAAUGUAGAGGCUGUGGUUAUGUGCUUGGCAGCCGUACGGUCUUUAUUACGGUGUUGUUAUUACGGUGGCCGGGGGCGGGAGAGCCCAUCACGGGGGUACGGCAGACUGUUUGGAUUAUCAGACUCCCACCAUGGACGGAAUAGGAACAGGGGCCAGGUUUAAUUACCCUUGGGGUAUCGUUUUCGACGCGGAAGACAAUGUACUUUAUGUGGGUGACUGUGGCUGCCCCGAAACGGUCCACAGCAAUGAUCGUUUAAGGAAAAUCAAUGUCACGACUGGCCGAGUAACGACAUUAGCCGGCAGUGCUCAGGGAUACAAGGAUGGGAUCGGUGAAAAUGCUAAGUUCCGUCACGUGUCAGGUAUAGUUAUGGAUAAAGUCGAGAGAGUUUUAUAUGUUGCCGAUAGCGGAAACGACCGAAUAAGAAAAGUUGAUAUUAACACAGCUAACGUAAUUACAUUUGCUGGUAGUGGGGAGUCUGGAUUCCUUGAUGACGUAGGACUCAAAGCUAUGAUGUCCAAUCCUCAACAACUGGAAUUAGACAGCAUGAAAAGGAGGCUGUUCCUUAGUGAUACGGAUAAUCACGCAAUACGGAUUAUCUCAUUACCAAACGGAGAAGUUACAACAAUAGCAGGUGGUAGUCAAGGAUUAAUGGACGGCAUCGGAAAAGAUGCAAAAUUUUAUCACCCAACCGGCAUCUCACUUGAUGUGCUUACUGGAACACUAUACGUGGCUGAUCACUAUAACCAUAUGAUACGAACAGUGGACAUAAAUAGUGGUGAAGUCACUUCACUGGCGGGUGGGGGAAGAGAAGGAUUUAAGGAUGGUUUUGGAAAAGAAGCGAGGUUCAAUUAUCCUGAGGGGUUGUACUUUGACACCGAUUCUAAUUUACUCUAUGUUGCAGAGUUUGACAGCCAUGCCAUAAGGAUUGUUACCCCUGCAGGUGAAGUAAGGACGCUGGCCGGCGGGACUGAAGGCUUCAGAGACGGAGUCGGCAAGGAAGCGAGAUUUUUUCAUCCCACUGGGUUAACGUUUGACAAUAAAAGAAAAGUUAUAUACGUUACAGACCAGUAUAAUCACAUGGUGAGGAGUAUCACUGCAGUUGGUACAACAGUCGUAGAUCCCAAGAAAUCAGGUUUGAUCCAGACUCUUCGGAAGACAAGAGACACGCCAUAUUUAUUUGCAUGUUUCUUUUUUACUGUAAUCGUUCUUUUUAUCCUCGCGCUCUGGUUUCGACGGAGUUUGCGAUAUUUGUUUAGGAAAAGACAUUUUUAGUAAGUUAAAAAUUUUGGAAAUUCUCGCCCUUCAGUGAAACCUGCAUUAAUUAAGUUAGUUUAAAUUAAGAGUUAUAGUAAGAUUACACCCUGUGAAAAGCAGAGACCAGCUGUGUUCUGAUUUAUUUCUUCCUAUGUUCUGUAAAACAAUUUUGUAUUCAACGGUUACCUCUAUUAGAUGGACGCGGGCACUGAAACCCCAAAAUUAUCAAAACAAGGGGACGUACCAAGAAGUUUUACUAUAAAUCUCAUAAUUAUUAAGGAAACUGUUGAGUUUUAACACUGCGUUCAGUUCACGUUAUUGAGUGUUACACGACCCAUAAUAAUGUAUCGAUAAGCCAUUUUUUAGCACAUACUACACGAGCACAUUGCACUUUGAAAAUUUGUUUUCGACCCGGCAUAUUUCUAAUUUGUAACAUAAUUUCAUUCUAGCAAACCGUCAUAGGCCUCCCUUCGCCUUUUUACACGAUCAGUGUCGAAGAGAAGUGGGAAGAUUUGUUCGUUAUCGUUUAAACUUAUUACACUGGUACUAUGACUCAGCUGAAUCUAUAGCUUAAGGGGGCUCGUGGAAGGUUUCUCUAUACUUUCUGAGAGCGGAGCCAAAUGAUUGAGACGUUACAGCCUUUGUGUUUAAGGAAGAAGACCCAUUUUUUGAAUUUUUAUAGCACAAAUCAGAUAAAGAGCGAGAAAAUAAAACGCAAGAAAUGGUUCCUUC